AGGAGGAACAGCAAUGACACCGAAGGGGGGCGUCUCUCAGUCGCGCCGCGCUACCGCGCCGCGUGGGGGCCGAGCGGCCAGCUUACGAAGUCACUGUUCAUGUUGAGGCCGACGGCGUCGGGGUGCGUGCAAGCGACCUUGUGAAGGUCGAAGGUGUUGUCGUGGCCGAGCAGGUCGGCAGAGAAUGGGAAAACCCACCAGUGGAAGCAACCAGUCCACCCGAGCGGGGAGUAUGAAUAUCGGUAUCAGCAGCGAGCUUCGGGAAGGCGGGGCUCGCGUUGAACAGCGGGCGGCCGACGUCAACAGUAGGAACAUGCAGAUGAUUGACGUUGCUACUCUCGGCGGCGUCAGCGGGCUCCUCAUGAGGGGGGCGGGCGCCACCGACAGGAUCAGCAGCAGGAGAAGCCUCCGCACCUCCAUCAGCUUGCUGUGGGGUAGGUCUCGGACGACCUGGCGGGAAGUCGUGUUUUUUUUCGGGCGUUGGCAAAACUGGGUUUAACGGGACCUGGUUUAAUGAUGUGUACUGGGGGGCGCCCCCACGCUCCGUUCCACUAGCCGGAACUGCCGUCACCCGAACAAAAACACGAACUACCGCAGACCUGGUUUAGUGAUUCUGGCCAAUUUAGGUGCUCCGGGGCACGAAUACUAAAGGGGUCACCUUAACUAGGGGCCUGGCUAUACUCGACUUUCUGCGGUCCUCCACUAGACAACCCCAGGCUGUGAAGAAGGUGUCCACGAAGAAUGUGUGGGCGUGCUUUGCGCUCGCCAACGUCGGCCCAGGCGACAAAGAAGCGGUCGAGGAAGAACGAGCGCUGGAAGUCAAGACAAAGAAGCCGAAGGACAAAUGGUCGACUCUUGCUCGGCACACCUCCGGGGUACCGCGCACAUCUCGAGGGUGCGAAUCGUCACUAUUGGCUUGAACAGAAACGCCACCUGCAGCGGCGGCGGGACAAUCUUGAGGGAAACGCUCGGCACCGAUAGGUUACACAGGGACGCCACCAGCAGCGGCAGCGGAACAGAUUUGAGGGCCACUUGGAGCAGUCGAAUUCCUCAUGCGCGAGGUGGAAGCCGACGCGGUGGUCCUUGCACAGGCGGUAUUUCUAGAGGUCGCUGUCGAAGUCCUCAGACUCGAAGCCGCAGAGGUCGCGGUCGUUCUUGCUCCGGCGGGAGACCCUGACAGCGCUGUCGAAUUCCGCAAACCCGAAGCCGAUGACAAAGCGGUCGUACUUGCAACUUGCACAAGUGGAGCCCAAGGAAGCCGCGGUUGAAUUCCUUAGACACGAGGCCGAAGAGGUCGCAGUCGAUCUCGCCCGCGUGGUGCCCGAAGAGCGCGCGGUUGAGCUCCUCAGAAUGGUACCCGAAGCCGUCGCAGAAGCAGAACUGGAGAAGGUAGCUGGACCACUGGUGGUACUUGGCGGUCUCGUAGAGAUUCUGCCACUUGCGGCGCUGGUUAUUGGGGCCGUUGCAGAAGUCGCGGUCGAAUUCCCCCGGCACGAAGCCGCAGUGGACGAGGUCGUUCUCGCGCAGGCGUUGCCCCCAGAAGGCGCGGUCAAAGUCCCCAGACAAGAAACCGACGAUGACGCGGUCGCUCUCGCUCUCGUGGCACCCGAGGAGGGCGCGGUUGGCGGUCUCGCGGACGAGCGUUCACUCGAGGAACCAACGCGGACUCCACUAGAUAGAAAGGCGCAGGCUCGAAGUCGGUGUAAACGGGCUCGUGCAAUUCGGUGACACGGUUGGAAACGUGUUGACGAUGACCGUCGUCACAAACUCCCACCAGCAUGAUGGUCGGCAUGCGCACGAAUUGACUGAUGACCUGCAGCGCAUGCGACAUCGCGAGCAUGCCGUGCGCCAGAGCAUGCGCAAGACCCCCAUCAGGUCGAGGCGCAUGCCGAGGAAGGAGCAAGUCCAACUGAAACUCGCGCUUGUCCGAUGUGUGCGGUUGUGGCACGGCAUCACUGGCAGGAACGACAGGAACGCAAUGUUUGGCACGGCCAGCCCGCGCGUGUUGAUGUCCCGCAGCUGCGUGGGCGAGUCGGCGUCAAAGAAAGGGGUGGCCUGCUCGAUCGCAGAACGCAGACUAUGAGCAUGCACGCCAGAGGCCGUUUGCACCACGGAAUGUGUGCAGCAGGGCCCUUGACGACGUCCUUGGCAUGUGACGUCAUGUGCUCGGGGACGGCGAUGGGGCGCAUGCCAAUGGGUAGAGCUCGAAGAGAACCACGCACACGAGCACGAUCACGAGGAAUUCCCAACAUUAAUGGCGAGCGGCACUGCGCCAUGCAGCGGAUCACCUCAAUAAGCAAGCGCCACGCAAGACGGCGGCGGCGGCGCACACCACUGCAUGCGGACGGUCGGGCGCGUCAGGGGCCCUGGCCUAGCAUGUGACUUGAGCCAGAAUGGCUACGGCGAUGAGGAUUGUCACGGCUGUCGUUUAAGGCACGGGUA
Molecule: messenger RNA, 2442 nt
Organism: Prorocentrum cordatum
Lineage: Eukaryota; Dinophyceae; Prorocentrales; Prorocentraceae
Source: the annotation of a GenBank genome assembly